This is a messenger RNA of Chara braunii, 3651 nucleotides long. The record is from the annotation of a GenBank genome assembly. Lineage: Eukaryota; Viridiplantae; Streptophyta; Charophyceae; Charales; Characeae.
GGGAUCUCCUUAAAUGCCUCCUGAUCAGCCACUGGGUCAGUAGUGACAGCCAUAGUGUAGGUCUAGGCUAGUGACCAUAGCUGACAGGGUUCUAUACGAACCCUGUGGUCCUUAGAGAGUCAGUCAGUCAGUGGUUUGGGUAGGUCUACGUGGUGAGGAGUGGGGCAUCGCCGUGCACCUGAACACCAUGGACGACAACCCCACGCAUGGGUUACUUGUGGGGUUCUCCCUUUGGGGGACCCUCUGGCGUCUCCUGUUUCCCCUAGGGUUCUGGCACACGUUCACGUGUAGAGUAGAGACCCGGGGUGGCGGGACAACUAACCCCUAUACGAAGGAAGAGGAUGAGAAGAUGACCGCCAUAUUGAAGGAGAGAAAAGAGAAGAAAGAGGCCAAGAGAAGGGCCUUGAUGGAGGAGCAGGCGGCGAAACUGAAGAAGAUAGAGGAGGAGAUGGCCAGAGAAAAGGAAAGGUUGAAGAAAGAGGAGGAGGCGAAACUGAAGGAGGUAGAAGAGGAGGAAGAAGAUGAUCAGCCACUGGAAAGGAGGAGGUGGCAACGGGGGCAGACCAGUGAAGUCAGGGAGGAUGAAAUGGAAAAGAGGAUCUCGGAAUGGGUUGCCAACUUGUCUUUGGGAGAAGAGGAGGAGGUUGCAAUGUAUAUCCCCAAGGACGAGCAAGAAGCCGCCAUUAAAGCAUGGGAUGUAGAAGAAGACCCUCUGAAGCGGCAGACGAUGGAAGAUGAGACGAGGAUGGAGUGGAAGCUUAGAAUGAUGAGGGAAAAGAAGAGGAGAGUGGACGCGGCGAGUGAGGCGGCCAAAGAAUUAGAAGCGGUAAAGAACAUGAAAGAACAGUUGACCGCCCAGGUGGAUCUCCAACGAAAGGUGGAGAUCAUCGCCCAAAACGUUGAGCGUUUGGCGCGAGUUCAGGAGGAACAGUACGCGUUUAGUCGGAGUCAGGAUAUGGUCGUGUGCUCGAUGCAGAUGGGAUUUCGGGACUUCGCCCGCGAGUUGGUAGGCGCUGUAGGAGCUGAGGUGAAGCAUCGCCUCGAGAAAACAGAACGCUUCUGUGUCGGCGCCAUUGAAGGCGUUAAACUGGCAGCCCCCAAGGAAGAGGAAGCAUGUCCGCGCAGGGAGCCAGUCAAAGUCAAAUUUCCUGAUUCCUGCAGUGGGGAAAAGGAAGAGAACUUUGAUAAUUGGGAGGCUAACGUUAAGACGUACGUGCACGUGCAGAAGGUGUCUCCCGAUGAGCAGGUCCUCAUCGCUAUCCAUGCGCUGAAAGAAGAAGCCGCCAGUUUUGCACGCUCCUUAGUUCGCGCUGCUAAUUGCAGCGACGACGUGGUUGCCUACUCUGCUUUCACCCCCCUCGCUGAUUUUCUGAAGUUGCUGCGCGAACGAGUUGCAGAUGUUUCGCGCAGCGUCAGGGCCUUUGAUCGAUUGCAAACCAUUCACUCUCGUAAGUGGAGGAGUGCCAAGGCACUCAAGGGAGUAAUGGAUGAGUUAGUGGCUACUCCUGACCAUGGGGUCACAGAGACCCAAUUGGUUGACCUCUUCUACCGGGCUAUGCCUGAGUCGUUGCGUGGGCACUUCUUUGAGAAGAGCCAGCAACCCACCAUGACCUACGACGCGUUGAGCAGGGAAGUGGUGGCAUUUGAAGCAAAGUCUGCGUCAGUUUCCACUUUCUGGCACAAAGACUUGGAUAGGGGGAAAAAGUGGAAAGGUCGCACUAUCUCAGGGCAAGUGAAGACAAAGGAUAGCCUGAUCCUUGCUUUAGACGAGGGUAGUGUCGACGAGGUCCCAUACGACCAGAUAGAGUGGGGGCUAGAGGACGUGGACAGCAGCGCGAGUCAAGGGAGAACUUACGCUACUGUCGCGGCCGGAGGGAGGCCGCAAGAAGGAGGACGAGGCCAGGGCCAAGGGGGCCGGGCCUCAGGGAACCGUUCUCAGGGCGAUCAGGGGGUUGGCGGCAGAGGAGGAAAUCGCCAAGCAGGAGGAAGGGGUCAAGGUCCCCCGCAAAACCGGUUUGGGAAUAGGUCCCCUUAUAGGAGAAGUGGUUGGCACCCAGGGCUGCCACAAGGCAGGCCUUGGGAAGAUCUGGGCCUGGACCAGCGCAUAUGGCAACAGCGUGUGGGGAGUCGCUUGGUCAAUGCAAAUGGCAAGUUGACAAGUGGAAUAUACAGCGCACAAAUUGCCAACAUGAUAGCCAGACACCGAUCAGCAGUUUCAGAGCCAGCCGCAAAAAGACGCUUUUGGGCUGGCUCAGCACCCAUGGCAAAAUCUCUUGUGGAUGAAGUCAAAGUCCCGACUACAGUGAACAAAGUGAAGCUCCUGAUUGGAGGGAACUUCAUCGACUCUGAGAGUGGAGAAUGGAUUAACGUUGUGAACCCUGCAACUCGAGAGGUCGCCUCACAUGUACCGGUCACAACAAGUAUGGAGUUUGAGUCUGCCGUCACCACUGCAAAAGAGAGCUUCUCAAGCUGGAAGGACACGCCGGUUACGGCCCGAGCUCGGGUCAUGUUCAAGUUCCAGGAGCUAAUCCAGAAAAACAUGGACAAGUUGGCAGAGAACGUGACCCUUGAGCAAGGCAAGACCUUGCCAGAUGCAAGAGGGGAAGUGUUUCGUGGUUUAGAGGUUGUUCAACAGGCUUGUGGGAUGGCCAGCUAUCAGAUGGGUGAAAUGGUAGAGAAUGUCUCCACAGGCAUGGAUACAUACAGCAUUCGUCAGCCUUUGGGAGUUUGUGCUGGGAUUUGCCCAUUCAACUUCCCUGCAAUGAUACCACUUUGGAUGUUCCCCGUGGCAGUCACUUGUGGCAAUACCUUCAUUCUAAAGCCGUCAGAGAAAGUUCCCGGUGCAGCAAUGAUGCUAGGAGAUUUGGCAAUGGAGGCAGGGCUGCCUCCUGGUGUGCUAAAUAUUGUCCAUGGGACGAAGGAUGUUGUCGACAUGAUUUGUGAUCAUCCUGACAUCAAGGCGGUCUCCUUCGUUGGUUCGGAUGUGGUUGGUCGUCAUAUCUACUCUCGGGCUUCAAAGUCAGGGAAAAGAGUGCAGUGCAACAUGGGCGCGAAGAACCAUGCUGUUGUGAUGCCAGAUGCAAACCCGGAGACUACGAUGAAUGCGUUGGUUGGUGCGGCUUUUGGAGCGGCUGGACAGAGGUGCAUGGCAAUCAGUACUGCAGUCUGUGUUGGUGGGUCGUCUCGCUGGGAGAGAGGGCUCGCAGACCGCGCUCGGACACUGAAUGUAAACUGUGGAACAAAAGAUGGUGCAGACAUUGGACCUGUCAUCAGUGAGCAAGCGAAGGAGCGGAUAUGCAGCCUCAUCGAGAGUGGUAUUGAUGAUGGAGCAAAAGUUAUCAUCGAUGGUCGAAACAUCAAGGUGCCAGGCUAUGAAGCUGGGAACUUUAUCGGUCCAACAAUUCUUGCGGAUGUGACUCCAGACAUGAAAUGUUACAAGGAGGAAAUUUUCGGUCCAGUUCUGCUACUUAUGAAGGCGGACAGCCUGGAUGAUGCACUCGCUAUUGUAAAUCGUAACAGGUAGGCUUCCUUUUUUUUUUUUUUUUUUUUUUGUGCACCUGUUGACUUUUUUUUUUUUUUUUUUUGGCAAAACAAGCUCCAAUCUAUUCGGGGGGAGCAGCACGUGCUGAUAGGCUGAGAAGCCACCAGUGA